GCCUGGGUUAUAAACCAUUCACACCCCUUUGGUAACCAUGACAACCCCCAUCGUUGUCAGCCAAUCAUGGCCCUACUUUUCCGUCUCCCAUACACGUUUUACGCCAUCUUGAAAUUACACCCGCAGUUUGUCAAGUAGCUCCCAAAUUAAAAAGCACAACAACUCUUUUCAUCACAGCUCCGGAGUCCGGAAUGAACGGCUCUCGAAGUAAAGCGGCACCGGCAGUCAGUAAAACACAAACGGACGCAGACUCGGAGAGAAAAACGGGUGGAGGAAUGCUAAAAAAGCUGAAAUCGAGGCGCAAUCAGACGGAUAAGUGGCCUGUGGUCACAGAGGAUGAACUCAGAGCGUUAGGAAGGGAUAUUUCUCCGGACCAUGUCCUCGGUCUCCGGGCCGUUACUGAGGACUAUCUGUGCAAACCUGAAGACAAUAUCUACAAUAUUGACUUCACACGGUUCAAAAUCAGAGAUCUUGAGACUGGAACAGUCCUGUUUGAGAUUGCCAAGCCUCCCAACAACAUUCCUGUAGAGAGUGAAGAGGAGAGUGCAGACAUAGACAGCAGUGCCGGGCGUUUUGUACGAUAUCAGUUUACACCUGCCUUCUUGAAACUGCGCACAGUUGGUGCAACUGUGGAGUUCACAGUGGGUGACCGGCCCAUUAACAGCUUUCGUAUGAUUGAGAGGCACUACUUCCAGGGGCGUCUUCUGAAGAACUUUGACUUCGACUUCGGCUUCUGCAUCCCCAACAGUCGGAACACUUGUGAGCACAUCUAUGAGUUUCCACAACUGCCGGAGGAUCUAAUUCGCCAAAUGGUGGCGCACCCUUACGAGACCAGAUCAGAUAGUUUCUACUUUGUGGACAACAAACUCAUCAUGCACAACAAGGCAGACUAUGCCUACAAUGGAGGUCUGUGAUACCUGAAGGGACCAAUGUGUGCAAUACAUCCCAGGGGAUCAUUUUCCAUGGAUUAGAACCACACAUAACCUGCUUUUGUUGGCAGAAAGGAAUAUUUUCCCUUUUGUGGACAUUUCUACAAACCUCUGCAACAUUCUUCAGAGCCAACGGACCACAUCUGCCUUCAUAUAAAACCAUGGAUUCAUUCAUCAGUACCUCAUAGAGCUCAGUUCCUGGGACUCAGGGGAAUGUUCUGUUAAAUAUUUCUCUGUCUUUUGGUUUGUUGUAUAAAUAUCAUGUUACUGCUUGAAUACUUUUGCCUUAAGUUUCUUGCUGUCUCUGCUGGAAAGGGACACUUUAAGUGAUAGAUCUCUCUUGGUAAAUCCAGUAGACUGUUAGUUACAGCUUCAUUCACUUAAGUAAAUGGAUGUUUUCAUUUGAUGUUUAUUUGAACUACCUUUUGCAAGUGACAAUUGUGUUUUUCUUUUGGAAAAGCGAGCAUUACGUAGGUGUUUUAAAGUAUUGUUAGUCAUAGAUAAGAUGUUAUAACGCUAGCCCAGUUUCAUUCUUCAUUAUCUACCGUCAGGUGAGGUGUUAACACUGUUGCUGUCAGCCCAUUCUCUUUAUUAUAUUAUAAAAGAGAAGUGGA
Molecule: messenger RNA, 1543 nt
Organism: Sphaeramia orbicularis (orbiculate cardinalfish)
Lineage: Eukaryota; Metazoa; Chordata; Actinopteri; Kurtiformes; Apogonidae
Gene: unc119b
Product: unc-119 lipid binding chaperone B
Exons: 5
Coding region: 192-914 (240 amino acids)
Biological process (GO): cilium assembly; nervous system development; lipoprotein transport
Cellular component (GO): cilium
Molecular function (GO): lipid binding
Source: RefSeq, a predicted model, not a curated record